CUAAAAUUCCUGUCCCUAGUGAUAAGAAGAGAUCCUUUAUGGAGUCCAGCAUUGCUUUUAUUAAAAUUGAACCAGAACAAGAAGAAAAAAUAAAUUUGACCCUCGAAAGGAAAAUGUUUAUAAGUAAUGAUACUUUCGCAAUAGUAAAAGAAGAACACAAUAUCAAGACCAGUACAGAAUAUUGUGGAGACGGAUGCGAUGCCAAAGAAAUGCAGCGACAACAAGAUUAUUCGUCAAAUGUUAAAUCUUCGACUGUAAAUUUGAAAUGUAAAGUUUGUGAUUACACGGCAGGUAACGAACACCACUUCAAAAGACACCUUUUGACACACGAAACUGCUAAAGACUUAAAAUGUGCCAAGUGUGAUUAUGCCACAAACUUUAAAAGCUAUUUAACAACACACUUUCGAACGCACAACGAAUCUAAAGAGUUUAAAUGUGAGAUUUGUGAUUACGCAACAAAGCGCAAAGAGAAUUUGAAACAGCACAUCUUAAUACACAACGACACGAAAGAUAGCAAAUGUGACAUUUGCGAUUAUGCUACGUAUCGUAAAUAUGAUUUGAAACGACAUCUCUUAAGACAUAAUGCGUCUAAGGUUUUUAAAUGUCAUAUUUGUGAUCACACCACCAACCGCAAAGACAAUUUGAAAGCACAUCUCGUAACUCACACCGCUUCCCAUCUUUUUAAAUGCGCAAAUUGCAAUUAUGCGACAAAUGUUAAGAAUGAUUUGAAGAAACACGUCUUAAGGCACAGAACCUUUAAAGAAUUGAAAUGUGACAUUUGCGAUUACGCAACAAACUACAGAAGCUCUCUAAGAUCGCAUCUUCUAAAACACAACGGGUCCAAGUGUUUUAAAUGUGACAUUUGUGAUUAUGCAGCAAAGCGGAAAAGCUGUUUAAGAUCACAUUUUCUAAAACACAACGAAUAUAAAUGUUUUAAAUGUGACAUUUGUGAUUAUGCGACAAACUAUAAAAGCUCUUUAACGUCACAUCUUCUAACGCACAAUUAAUCUACAGGGUUUUAAUUGUGACAUUUGUAAUAGUGCCAUGAGUAGUAAAUGUAAUGCAUGUAACAUCUACAUCAUGGUACAUUUGGUGUAUGUAACGCACAUGGUAUGUUCGUAAUUUAUACCUACAUUUUACUACGUCGGCUCUAUGAUGUAUGUACCUUCCUUACGUCCAAAGUAUGUUAAUUUAACAGUAUAUAACAAUUUACUCGUACGUGGGACUGUAUUUAACUGUUUUUGUCACUAUGAAGAGUGGGGGCACAUACAGUGUGUAUAUCUGUGGUGUAGGUACUGAAAAGUGAUAAAUAUUUUACUGUGUGUAAUGUAAUAAAAUAGUGCUAUUAAUUUAGUUUUAUUUAAGGUGCUUCUGUGGCAGUUUAUACUAUUCUGUACUGUA
Photinus pyralis (common eastern firefly) is the source of this 1401-nucleotide messenger RNA. RefSeq names its product zinc finger protein 525-like. Gene Ontology annotation, cellular component: nucleus. Gene Ontology annotation, biological process: regulation of transcription by RNA polymerase II. The transcript is spliced from 2 exons. Gene Ontology annotation, molecular function: DNA-binding transcription factor activity, RNA polymerase II-specific; RNA polymerase II transcription regulatory region sequence-specific DNA binding. Bases 39 to 1007 code for a protein of 322 amino acids. The record is from RefSeq and is a predicted model, not a curated record. Lineage: Eukaryota; Metazoa; Arthropoda; Insecta; Coleoptera; Lampyridae.